AUGUACGGCCUCACCACCGUCGCCACCACCGCGCUCCUUGCCGCCUCGGCCCUUGCCGCGCCUGCCGCCACCAUCGACGGCACCGAGUCCUGCACCAGGACCUCAACCCGCGUCACCACCUUCAACGUCAAGGACUUUGACUUCCACGCCAGCUGGACCUUCAGCACGCCCGCGCACCAGAUCGCCGGCGGCUACGUCAACUUCACCCUCGGCAACGCCGCCCUCCCCUACGUCUACACGUGCAGCGCCGCCUCCACUCAGCUCGAGGACUUUUACUACGGCAACUUCAUCUACAACUGCACCGACCCGACCGGCCGCCAGACCCGCGAGGGCACCUUCACCUACUCUCGCCCGACCACCACGCUGGCGAUCAACCAGACCUGGGAGUGCCCCGAGGGCAGCCGCUUCUGGGCCGAGGGCGCGGCCAAGCUCGACCUGCACUGCAACGAGACCAAGUGGCAGAACCCCAACUGGCAGCCCGGCCAAAUCUACUCGUCGCGCAGCGUCACCUGCGACAAGCUGACACAGCCCGUGCCCAUCACCAACAUGCGCGCCGCCGCGUAG
Molecule: messenger RNA, 564 nt
Organism: Cordyceps fumosorosea ARSEF 2679
Lineage: Eukaryota; Fungi; Ascomycota; Sordariomycetes; Hypocreales; Cordycipitaceae
Exons: 1
Coding region: 1-564 (187 amino acids)
Source: RefSeq, a predicted model, not a curated record